Messenger RNA from Amorphotheca resinae ATCC 22711, 2481 nucleotides. RefSeq lists its product as hypothetical. Gene Ontology annotation, biological process: regulation of transcription by RNA polymerase II. The transcript is spliced from 4 exons. Gene Ontology annotation, molecular function: DNA-binding transcription factor activity, RNA polymerase II-specific; RNA polymerase II cis-regulatory region sequence-specific DNA binding. The coding region runs from base 1 to 2481 and encodes 826 amino acids. NCBI's taxonomy places the organism in Eukaryota, Fungi, Ascomycota, Leotiomycetes, Helotiales, Amorphothecaceae. The record is from RefSeq and is a predicted model, not a curated record.
AUGGAGAUGAUGGUCGACCACAAUCCUCCCUCGGAAAAAAUACCUCUGAAGUCUCGAUCACUAUCUAACGCUACAGCAACGACCAAGAGCCGCAAACGACCUCAAUCCCGAGCCUCCACAACCAGUGUGCACAGCGUGUCAACGCAGCCAGUGAUCGACCAGCAGCAAAUCAUUGAUCCGGCUGCGGAUUAUCAAAAACAGUGGUAUGAUCACAACAAUGCGCAUCAGAGAUUUGGAAGCAUGGGUCACCAGAUGACCCCCGAGGAUAUGGUCAUUCACUCGGCAUCCCAACUCCAGAAUCCAAGAGAAUAUGAAAUCGAUCCUGCUCUGGGCCCCAUGCCGAACCAUGCCGUAUCAUACUCACAUGGCAGCCAGUACAAGCCUGAGAACGGUCGCCUAUCUAUGCCAGCGGAUGGUUACCCUGCAACUUAUGGAGAAGGAGACAGUCAAUUAAUGGAAGGACGCAGUGAUGAGCAAGACGAAGUGGACUCGCUGGCUGGCGGAGGACCGGCGAAGAAACCUUCCAAGUCCAGCGCAGCUAAUGAGUUGGAGAUGAGACAGCUCUUCCAUUCAAAUAAGCAUCGUAGCUUACCAGAUGUGGCUGCCGAACUCCACGGAAAUGAAAGAGGGCCACAGUCUGAAAGACAACGGCAGGUAUUCGCUAUGCUUUGGAUAAAUCAAGUCUGUGAGAAAGGGAAGGGCUCGGUACCAAGAGGCCGGGUAUAUGCAAACUAUGUUUCGAGAUGCGCUACGGAGCGAGUGACGGUCCUGAAUCCCGCUUCGUUUGGCAAACUCGUGCGCGUGCUCUUCCCGGGACUCAAGACGCGACGGCUGGGUGUACGCGGCGAAUCCAAAUACCACUACGUGAACUUCAGCCUCAAGGAGGAUCAGCCAGAACUUGCCGAGUCGCAAAGUAAUCAACGAGCUCAGAGCUUUAAUGAUACAUCCAAUUUUUCACAAAAUCUUAGUAGGCAAAACCAACUGCAAUACCCGGUAGAGAGAUCUACCUUUCCGUCGCCUGAUAUUGCCCAGCUGCCCGAACAAAUGGCUCCGCGAUCUGAGGGUUUCGUCAGGCCGCAUAGUCUGUAUAGUAAGCCAGAUAUCCACGGGAUUUCGCAGCUUGAAUCCACGGCCGGCAAAGUGUCCCAGCGUCUUCGAUUUGCACCCCCGAGUGAAAUUUCCCUACAGGAAUAUGAGCCCAUCACACUUCCCAAGAUCGAACCUUACGUCCCUAUGGGCACCGAUCCAGAUUCAGCGAGCGCGCUGACCGCCCUUUAUCGCUCACAUUGCACUUCUCUUAUUGAGUGUAUACGCUUCUGCAAAGAGAAGACCUUCUUCCACCUCUUUACCUCCUUCCAUGGCACUCUCACGAUGCCAGUCCAGAAGUUGUUCGCGAAUCCGAGCAUUGCCCCGUGGAUCGAGGAGUGCGAUUUCGUCAUGUAUCAAAAGAUGAUGCGCGUGGUGGCUCCAUUAACGCUUCAGGUCGCCCCCAAGCCCGUAUUAGAUACACUGCGAAAUAUUUCCGAGAGACUUGUUCCUCACAUUCAAAAUUCAUUUCAAGGCCAACCAAACCACGUUAUCGAAGCGAAGGUGGCCCCGGCAACACUAUUUGCUGGUUUGCUUGAUCGUGAGCUGAGGGUCAACCUAACUGCUCAUGCUGCAGCCAACAUGCUGUCAAACCCUGCCAAUCGUGACCAGAUGUAUGAGGAUUGGAUUACAAUGGUGAGAACACGAAAGAUUGCCGAAUGCGUACCAGCAAGAGGCAUGGAUGACGUGGUCAAUCUCCUCUUGACUGAGCUACGCGAUCUCCUCGAUCCGAUUGGGGUCUCCUGGGAGUUCGAAAGUCUCACGCCCUAUGGUGAAAUGGCAUUACGCACGGGACGACAGCAACAAGCCAAUAUCCACGCUGAUUCCUCUACUGAGAACGUUUUGGAUCGCUGGGUCAACUUUCUCGGCUCCCUUCCAGGCAAAUUUCCAUAUGCCACACAUGCCGAGAUCGUCUGGUGCGUCCAAAGCGUUGGUACUGCUGUCAUGAGAGAUCUCACAAUAGCUCAGGGCAAGAGCUUUGGAGCUUGGUGGGUAACGAAGUGUUGGAUAGAUGAGAUGAUUUCUUUCCUGGCCGAGCAAGGUGGCUUCAUGGAAUGCAAGACAUCCCGAGCUACACGAGGAGAUUCCACAAAACAAUCAAUGGGCAGUCGAGAUGCUAGCCAGCCUCAGAGCCGGUAUAGCAGCGGUAGCGACGAUUUCCUCCGUGACAGCACUCACGCAGACGGUAGUAUCUCGGUACCACGCCCAAUGAAUGUCACAAGUCAGGCCGCCAUGAACGCUGCUGCGGGCCAUGAUGAUAGUGGCAUUGGGAUUCGAACACCCGACGAUGAGUUCUCAAUGGGCAAGUAUGAAUUUGGCCGUGACGAUUCCCACGCCCAAACGGGAUCCGGUCACAUGGACCAUCAUAUCAUGUCUCAACCCUCGGCGGUUUAG